UCGUGCACCCUCGCUACGACGUUUAGAUUGAGUGAGGCCAUGGAAUGAAACAGUCUCUCUCGUCUCCCUGCUUUCCAUGUACUGAGAUUCUGUUCCGUAGCAAAGCAUUUGAGGGUUAACAACUUUCGACAAUUUUAAACCCACUCAACCCCGAACUCAAUGUAUUUAUGAGCAUUUAUGAAAUCGUCUCCGAAUUGGUAGUAAUAUUGGCGCAAUUUUAAACAAUGUUAAUUACUUCGUUUUUAUGGAUAAUAGCUUUUAUUGGAUUUUUGUCAACUAAAGAUACUAGAGGCCAACCAUUGAGAACCUUCAGCGAUAACUAUGAUCAUAUAGAAACUCCAAGCAUCUGCAGGCGAAAUAUUGAAGGACUGGAGCCUCUGGUGUCUCACGAGCUAGAUGUACUUAGACAAUUUCUACACAUUUCUAAAGCAAAUAAAACAAAACUGAAACUUACAUCAGCAUCGCUCACGUGGAACAUAGAUGAAGCUUUAAAACUGCUAAACUUUCUCUGUGGAUUUCAGCUCAAAGUGGAAACCGAGGUUCUAUUUCCUUUUUCUCUUUCCUCUUUGAAGAGACUCCGACGAGAAACUAAAGAAGAAACAAAAACAGUUGUUAGUAGCCAAACCAUAGUUUUGACCUGUCCCGUUAACGAAAGAAAUGCCCAAAACGUCGCCUGGAACAAAGACAGUUUCGCCUUGCCUGUCAACGCUAGGCAGAGUAUUCUGAAGAAUGGAAGUUUGCUCAUACAAGAAGUAACAAAAAAUAGUGACGAAGGAACAUACAACUGCCGUUACCAUGACAAUCGGCUUAGAUCAAGAAAUCAUGUAGUCAUUCUACGAGUGAUCGAACCUCCAGCGAUCUCUCCCUUCCAAUUCCCCUCAGAUGCUGUAGUGGGGAUGAGGAUCAGAAUAAUGUGCUCCGUCAUUCUUGGAGACCCACCAUUUCAUUUCACAUGGCUAAAAGAUGGAGUCAUUCUCUCUGCAAGUUACGGCCUAAGUGUACAAUAUUUUCAAGAUUACAGUAUUCUUUCAACAACAAAUUUAGUCCCAAAAAAUUCGGGCAACUACACUUGUAGCGUCAGCAACGGUGCAGGGACUGCAAGUAAUAGCGCCCUUUUAAUAGUGAAUGCGCCCCCUAGCUGGAUCGUGGAACCGCAAAAUAUGGAAGUUGUUCUUGGAAGAUCAAUUAGAAUUGACUGCAGUGCUAAUGGCCUACCGAAGCCUAAAAUAACAUGGAAAAAAUCCGAAAGUAAUGAACCCGCAGAUUAUACUCCAAUCUACAACAGUCAUAAACACACCCUUUAUCCUAACGGCUCGCUUCUCAUUCAUUCCGCUAGCAAAGAUGAAGAAGGCUAUUACGUUUGUGAAGCCAGGAAUGGAUACGGAACAAACUUGAAUAAAUUGAUUAACCUAACUGUGAAUCAGCCACCCAUAUUUAACGUCAAGUUCAGAUCUCACUCGGUACAAAAAGGACAGUCAGUGGAUAUUCCUUGUGUUGUAGCAGGAGAUCAACCAAUAAAGUUUACCUGGCUAAAGGACGGCCUCACCUUGACCAACAGCUCACGAUAUCUAAUCUCAGCGUCAGAACUACCGCUAUCGAGCCACAUGUCUACACUAAAGAUUAGACAAACGAGCAGGAAUGAUUCAGGGACUUAUUUGUGUGAAACUCGCAAUAAGUAUGGAGAGGAUGCGGUGAAAAUCCAUUUAUUGAUUCAAGAGGCACCUGGUCCGCCAUUCAACAUAUCCGUAACCAAUGUGACGGGAAGAACAAUAUCGCUGCUAUGGACGGAACCAUACACUGGAAAUAGUGACAUCUCUCGUUACUUAAUUAAAUAUCAGAAGGAACUUUCUGGUCAACAACAAGAUUUAACGAUGAAUUUCACCGUUGGUGGGUCCCAGCGUGAAGUUGUUCUCAGUGGUUUGGAGCCUGCCAGUUCAUAUUUAUUAAGCGUCACUGCUGAAAACUCUGUGGGUUGGGGCAGCCAGAGUGAAUGGCUUUCAGCCAAGACGCAGCAAGAAGCACCAAGUGGUCCACCAACUGAAGUCAUGGUGCAAGCAACGGGCCCAAACUCAAUAAAAGUGGUUUGGAAGCCUCCUCGAGAUGACCAAUGGAAUGGAAAGAUUAGCGGUUAUUACAUCGGUUAUAAACCAAUUGACGAAAAUACGUACGUGUACAAAACGUUUCAUGUGAAGAACGAGACAGCACAAGAGCAGUUCCAUCUGACUAAUCUUAAGAGAUCAACGAUCUAUUACAUCACAAUCCAUGCUUUCAACAGCAAAGGACCAGGUCCAAGAUCUGACGAAGUACAAGUCAAGACACUAGAUGAUGUUCCUCCUAGUGCUCCUCAUUUGAAAUACUUGUCAGUGUCAACUUCUUCGAUAACUCUUCAGUGGUCUCAACGUACAACAUUUGGUACCAACGUAGUAGACUACACGCUUCACUACCGACAGGAAAACGAACAAUCUGGAUGGACUGUAGUCCCCAUAGCAACCGAUCAAGAACAGUAUACGCAAACGAACCUUCAGUGUGGCACAACCUAUCAGUUUUUUAUGACGUCACACAACACUGUUGGUAGAAGUGAACCAAGUAAUAAGCUUAACAUCAGGACAGCAGGAGCGGCUCCUGUGUCACCAGCUCGAGAAGAUUUCAUCACUGUCAAUAUAACCGAAGUUACUCUAGAUUUCUCUAAGUGGAAAGAUGGCGGCUGUCUGAUCACUUUUUAUACCAUCAAGUUAAGAAAGAAGUUCCACAGUCAUUGGAAGACUCUGAUAGACAAUCUCCAGUUUAAAGCAAAACCACCUUUUCAACUCUUGACUCUGUCUCCGGCUACUUGGUACGAACUCCUAAUCACUGUACAAAAUUCAGCAGGAACAACAGAAGCUAUGUACGAUUUUAGAACACGAGAAAUUCUUUCUCGUGAAACAAUUAAGAAACCGAAAGUUCGUACCACCUACUUCAUUAUCGAUUUAGAAAUACUCAUACCCAUUACUGUCUCCAGCUUCGUUGUUGUGGUAGUAAUCAUUGUUGGAUGUGUAUUGUGUAUUCGAGAGCCACGAUCUGCUCAUCAUGAGAACGAAACCCAGAUAUAUGGGAAGACCACACACAAUGUAAUACAAAUGAAGGAUAUUGGAAACUCACCCCCAUUAGACUACGUAUCAAGUGAAGAUGGAACCCAGCGUUCUUCACCCUAUUCUCAGUCAACGAAUCAUUGCCCUGCGAGUCAAUCGGUGUUUGUUUCACGGCCAGGUAGAGAUAGGAGGAACUCCACCCAUACGCAACUCCCUAUGACACUUUACCAGUCCCGCCCUCUAGUGAUAACCAACGUCAGCCAGGAGCAUCCACUAUCCGCACUCUCACAAGGAAGGAAAGAGACAUGCGAAUCCAUAAUGUCUACAGCAAGCAGGUUGACUCAGCGAGAGUGGCCUUAUGAAUAACACCAGAGAUGAAUGCUGCUCCAAGUCUUUUCAGUAUCACUAAACAGAGGAAUCUCUAAAUUGCUUUGAAAUUCUGUGAUUUUAGAUUUAAAAACAACAAAAACAUAACUGUUUUUAAACAAAAAAUGCCAAAACUGUAUUAUUAAUGACAUAUACGAAAUAACACAAAUAUUUCUUGAUAGUCUAAACCAAAACUGCAAAUGAAAAUUUAUUAAUUAAAACAGUAAUUUUUUUUUGAAGAUUUAUCAAGUACGGUGCGAAUACAAUAAAAAAACGAGUAUUUUUCAAUCACAUAUGUAGCUUCACUAUACUUCUCUUACGUCAUUUUAAUAUGACGAAACGAAAACCUUUUUA
This is a messenger RNA of Limulus polyphemus (Atlantic horseshoe crab), 3788 nucleotides long. RefSeq names its product Down syndrome cell adhesion molecule-like protein 1. Gene Ontology annotation, molecular function: protein binding. Gene Ontology annotation, cellular component: plasma membrane. The transcript has 19 exons. Lineage: Eukaryota; Metazoa; Arthropoda; Merostomata; Xiphosura; Limulidae. The record is from RefSeq and is a predicted model, not a curated record. Gene Ontology annotation, biological process: axon guidance; cell adhesion. The coding region runs from base 225 to 3434 and encodes 1069 amino acids.